Messenger RNA from Linum tenue, 462 nucleotides. Lineage: Eukaryota; Viridiplantae; Streptophyta; Magnoliopsida; Malpighiales; Linaceae. The record is from the annotation of a GenBank genome assembly.
UCCGAUGUCGCCGUCUCCGCCGCCGCCGCCGCGGCGGCGGGGAAGAAGAACAGGACGUUCAAGAAGUUCAGCUACCGCGGCGUGGAUCUCGACGCGCUCCUGGACAUGCCGACGGACGACCUGGUGAAGCUGUUCACGGCCCGGGCCCGGAGGAGGUUCAGGCGUGGGCUGACGAGGAAGCCCAUGGCUCUGAUCAAGAAGCUGAGGAAGGCCAAGAGGGAGGCCCAACCAGGGGAAAAGCCCGAGCCCGUCAGGACCCACCUGAGGAACAUGGUCAUUGUCCCCGAGAUGAUCGGGUCCGUGAUCGGAGUGUACAAUGGGAAGACGUUCAACCAGAUCGAGAUCAAGCCCGAGAUGAUCGGUCACUACUUGGCCGAGUUUUCGAUCUCGUAUAAGCCCGUGAGGCACGGGAAGCCCGGUGUCGGUGCGACUCACUCUUCCAGGUUCAUUCCUCUCAAGUGA